Messenger RNA from Ilyonectria robusta, 647 nucleotides. RefSeq lists its product as uncharacterized. The record is from RefSeq and is a predicted model, not a curated record. The transcript has 2 exons. Bases 216 to 563 code for a protein of 115 amino acids. NCBI's taxonomy places the organism in Eukaryota, Fungi, Ascomycota, Sordariomycetes, Hypocreales, Nectriaceae.
UCUAUGGGUGUCAAGACAAACCUUGACCCCCAAGAGAGCAACACUAAGACAAAACACAACUACUUAUUUGGCAACGGGAGAUGACCAGAAAGGUCCUAGACUCAAAUGUGCAGGGCGCACCACUAUCAAGGGAGAGUAGAUGGUGGGGAAGAACGAGAGUAGUUUUUGGCUCACCUUCUGGUUGACCAGCCAGCACAAAGCAAACAUAUUGGCGUAUGCCAAUGGUCUAUAUUCAUGGCCAUACUACAAGCAUUCCCCCGAUGAGAAUUCAUGCACCGAAGAGUGAUGGUGGUCAGCAAACGGGGCGUGCCACGUCGACGACGAUGACCAGGGAUCUGGCCAAGUAUGGACGAAAAUGCGAGCGGAUUCUGCACAAAAGAAAAUGUGAUACCACGGCGAGCAAGGGAGAUGGAUGUGCCAACUCAGAUUGCAGUGGUUUCACACCACCCUCUCGGUGGGGGGAGAGUUCGCUGGUGUGUCUGUACGUGUAUGGGAGGCAUCGGAUGGUCACGAACCCGUUUGAUCGCCGAAGAUCCAUUUCAGGUCUCCAGGCGCUAAGUUGAUUGGUGAAUGGAGAGCAUGGCAAUUCGCAGCCAAAUCUCUCUUGACGAUACGCCACAGUGACCUUCUGUCAUGACUUUGCCAUG